ACACUUGCGCGCUUUCUGCUAUCAAAACAGUGUUGUGGAGUGGAGAGUUGAGUUCCAGUCCAAGUCUAUGACAAGUAAAUAGCUACAGAAAAACAUCAGUCAUACUCAUCGUGCUAGUGCUGGCCUGUUAUUCUUGCUGCUGCUUUCCCUGUGCCGGCGAUAAAGAAUCGUGUCUUCAUCCUAGAUCCUAGAUUCUGCAGAUCCCGUGCGGGUAAAAUCCAGUGCACGCAACGCGCGACUGAGCGCAGCUGUUCAGCAUUCCGACACCAUCGGCAUCGGCGCAGGGCUUGGUUCUUGCUGAAACAGAGAGGAGGCCUUCCUGCUACUGCUGCUGCUUUUCUGCCGAUUCUACCUGUCUUUGUUGGGGUCACUGAUCUGCUCGUGGCCACCAUUCUGCAGCCACUGGUCUUACUACUGGAGGUUGUAGGUUUCUUGUACUUGUGUAAACGUUGUGGACAUCGUCACCCCGACACGGCUAGCACGCAUUGUGUCACAUAAUUAUUUUUUGAAUCAGCUUGUCGGUGUGUUCGCGUGUGUAAGUUGUAAAGCCUGCGCCUGUGACUAGCUGUUAGACCACGUGCUGCCCCAAACUGACCCGACCAACUACUACAGAGAGCUAGCUGUGAGACGUUGCAAGCUUGACUGAGUGUGAGUGAUUGUUCCUCCGUCGGAUCAUUCCCCUGCUGCGUGCUGGUUGUGCUAUAGUGUGCGAGUAAUCGUUGUGCCAUCGGCGUGGCGGUAAUGCGGCCCAACUGAGUAAUGUCCAUCUUUAUGCCCACCAACAUGGAUAGUUCUUCUGGAGUUGCAGCAGCGGUGCCUGCCGGACUUUCAGCCCCUACCCGGACAGGCGCAAUGAACGGUACGGGCUCAACGGCCGACCCGAGCAAAUCCCUCACAGAAGUUGAAUUACUCGUCCAAAUGCGACCGCUAAAUGUUCCCAAUUUUCUAUCAUCAUCGCCGUCUACAACUCUAGCGACGUCUACUAGUGGCUCGGCAUCUAUGCCCAUCCCUCGAUCGAGCUCAGUCGGCAGUGCCCCACAAUUCUCUAAGAGUGGUAGUAGUCCUACUCAAAAGAGUCGACGUCGAGCACCGGGCACCACUCCAUUCAACCCGCACGCGUCCAUCACAGCGGAGGAGCUGCGGGAGUACAAGGAUCCGAGCAAGAAGCCACCUUUUAGUUUCCUGACGUUAUGCACGUACGCUAUUAACCAGGGUUCGGUCCGAGAGACUGGUGAUGUGGACGCUGAGGGAAAUCCACUCAGGUCGAAAAUGCUGUCGUUGAACGAAAUCUACUCGUACAUAUCGGACAACUUUCCUUUCUUCAAGCACGUAGUGCAGACCGGUCAGGGCUCUUGGAAGAAUUCUGUUCGUCACAAUCUGUCGCUAAGCCCAGGCUUCAAGAAGGUCAAACGUCCGGCUGAUGAUCCCGGAAAGGGCCAGUAUUGGAUGAUUGAGUUGAACCCACCGAAUGGAGACUACACACCACGUAGGAAUCGACGAAAGCAGAAUCGAAGUGCUCGGCACUAUUCCCUAUCGCCAUAUCGAUGCGUAGUGGGAACGUCUCCUUCACCAUCCGGCAUCUCCGACCACAGCAGUGACGAUGCGCACCGCGGUAGAAGUCGCUCUCUGACGCAUGGCCGCAGCCAGCAAUCAAGGGAGACCUCGCCGGCAUUAUCAGGCACGUUCCGCUCAUCAUCAAGCCUUUCGAACCUGGAAUUUGGGUCUGGAUCAAAUGACUUCAGUACACUGGACUUUGGCGAGUCAGCUUCUCCGAACAUAGCGAGGAUGAACACAAACCCACAAUUCCUGGCUCCUGCACACAGCUACGUUUCACGCAGCAUGGACAACCUGCAGACUACUCCGCGCUACGUGUUUCAGCCGGCAACUUUCGUGACUCAGCAACUUAGUGGUCUCGAACCAGAGACGGCUAGCAUGCUUGCCCCGUAUGUAGAUCGCACGCGAAGCGUUAGUGAUCCGCUGAGUGUUGUGGGCAGUAGAUAUGGCUUGCUGAGUGCUAUGGACCUAUCUGGUCAAUCCUCUGCUGCUGCCACCAGUGCGGGUGUCAGUCAAGCAACAGAUCCUGCUUAUCGGCGUGCCACGGUAGGCACAGGUGCUCCGUUCUUGACGGGAUUUCAGACUAUGCACGCCGACGGUGCUCACGGAGGCAAGGUUUCUGAAGACAUGACAAGCGCGCAACAGUACAAUCAUGUUAGAAGCAAGAGCGAAGAAAUCCAGCGCAUGCGAUCAUUGGCGAAUCCACUCUGGGAUACUACCGGGUCUGGUGGGCCUGACGCCUUGCUAACUCAACACCUUCAGAAGCGGGACACAUCUCCCAGCUCAUCGACCGGUGGACAAGUGGACAUGGGUACAAAUGGUCAGUACACCACUUCAGCGGCAGGCUUUCCGCAGGUAAUUCUAGGUGCAAACGGCACACCACAGCAGCCACUACUUUCUCCGUCAUCGACAAUGAGAGCACGUUUCAAGUUACCGACAGUCAGUGUUACUGAUGAUAGCAACAAUGAACACGAACCCACAUCUCUCGACAGCAAUUUCGACAUAACAACAGCCAUUGCAACUGAUGGAAAUGGCCUGCCAAUUGCGUCCCACUCGAAUGUUGGACAGGCACCUGCCAGUGCAAGUGGUGGUGGGUCAAAUGCGACUAUACACAUGCAACUCAUGCGACAGAAUCAGCAGCACUAUGACUACAACCAGCAGCAGUUGCAGGCACAACUGCAGACAGCGAUGCAGGAUCCACAGCAGCAAUCGCCACAGCAAGCAGCAUCUCUGCGACAGCAUUUAGAUCAUUUACAGCAGCAGCAGCAACAGCAGCAGCUACAACAACAACAACAACAACAACAACAACAACAACAACAACAACAACAACAACAACAACAACAACAACAACAACAACAACAGCAGCAGCAGCAGCAAGGAGCAACCGCCCCUAUAGACCAGCAACAGCAGUCUUUACCAAAAAGUAUCAUUCAGCAAACUGCACAUGGUUUGCCGCAGCAGUCGCCAGUUGUGCCUCUGCUGCAGUACCAACAGCCAACGCAACCAGAAUUAGAUCUGAAUCAAAUACAUUUACAGCCUGAGAGUGGUUUUGAUAUGCUGACGUCGCAGGAUUUUUCAGCAAUGCAAUCACUUCACUCUACUGGACCGGUAAGUGGUCCGAUCACGCAGCUAGCAGAAGAACUGGCAUCCAGCUAUGGGCAGCAGUCAGCUAGUGAGUCAAUACUCUCCACCAGUCCCCUCUCUAAUGCUGACUCUGCUGGUGCAAUGGCAGGAGAUUCAGGCUGGUUGGCGUCCGGUGGCGGCGACCUUUCACACAUAGAUGUACACAUGCAACAUCAGUUACAGCUGGCAGUUCAAGCUGAUGCGCAGCGUGCUGGUCAGCUUGCACAGCAUGAGAAUAUUCAGCAAUUGCAGCAGCAGCAGGCACACUGGCAGCAGCAGUAGUCGCUUCUGCUGCGUUAUAACCAUAAUUCUAGUGCUCAUCAUGGCUUGAUGGUGGGAGUUCUGUGAGGUCAGUUCUAAAAACCCACCAUUAUCAGCUACCAAGGAGAACUUACCUGCCGGCAAGCACCGUCCUCAAAGCUUCUUUGCAGCACAUUGUUGUGUGAGUGGCACAGCGGUCAGUGUAGUUAUACCUGCGUGUCUACAACUGCACUAUAUCCUAUACCCCUGUACAUAGCAAUCCGUGGGUGCGGCAAUCUUCAAGUAUGCAGUGCCGUGUGUCAGGCCCAUGGCAUGUCACAAUUUGACCUGAGUUCAAUGUAUUCGAUAAUUGCUGAUCCUUACCAAUCCAUUGGUUAUAGUGUUGAUGCUUGUCCAAUAGUCUUCCAUCCAUACAAUCCCAUGCUGUUGUUGCUCCACCCUUGUCACCCUUUGUGCUCCUGUUGCCGCUGUGGUCGCUGCUCGGGCGACUGCCUCUGCCGUAGCUGCCUGAUGCUGCAAUCAUUUUGACUACUGUUGGCCGCAGUCAGCUUCUAUUUCGCUUUUUAACAAGUCGCUACCGAAUGAACUCGUCAAAACGACUGACCGAAAAUCCUUUGACAUACUUUCCCCAUUCCUUUCCAGCUAUCAGCAGAUGCCUUUCUCAUGAUUUGAGCAGCUUGGCACUCAACCUUCCACAGCCUCGUCUUGUUGAAGUUAAAUAAUUAUAUUGAUUGUGUCCCAUAGCUAAAUUUUCAUGGCUAAAGAAGAGUGAAGCCUGGCAUUCUAUGCACCACUUAUUUUGAUUAUAUCAGUGAACUGCACAAUGCCUGGUGUCAUUGAUCAUUCGGCCAACAAGUCGAAAUAUGCUAUGACUGUUUAGAUCCACCA
Molecule: messenger RNA, 4326 nt
Organism: Sycon ciliatum
Lineage: Eukaryota; Metazoa; Porifera; Calcarea; Leucosolenida; Sycettidae
Product: mastermind-like protein 2
Exons: 6
Coding region: 760-3459 (899 amino acids)
Biological process (GO): regulation of transcription by RNA polymerase II
Molecular function (GO): RNA polymerase II cis-regulatory region sequence-specific DNA binding; DNA-binding transcription factor activity, RNA polymerase II-specific
Source: RefSeq, a predicted model, not a curated record